ACCCUCCCAAUACCAGCUUCGAUUUUCUUCAACCAAGUCCCAAACUGAGAACUGGGUGCUAUGAAAAGCUUGAUCUUUUGAGGGCCAAGUUGAUUUGAAUCUUCCUCCUAAUUUUGAUUCCUCAACUUUUGGGAAAAGUUUGGAAUUUUAUGAAAGUGGUUUAGCUCUUCAUUUAUGCAACAUAGACUCACCAGAGUCAGUUCCACUGAGCACAGAUACUGAAAAGAGGUUUUUGAUUCAUUCAGCUAUGGAUUCAACUUGUGCUGCCCUGAGUGCCAAUCUAGUUAAAGUUAGCAAGGGAGUUGGAAGGAACAGAGGAAGUGGGUUUCUCGGUGAGAGUUUAAACACAAGAAGAGUAUUGAGCAUUAAAUUAUGCAAGACUUCACAAACCCAUAGCAACCUUAGAAACUUGAAGCCUGGAACUGGAAUUGCACACGCUGUUCUCACAUCAGACAUCAACGAAGAGUCCAUGAUGGCAUUCCAGGAGGUACCCACUUUUGAGACUCCCAAAGCAGACCCAAAAAGUGUAGCUUCAAUCAUAUUGAGUGGUGGUGCUGGAACUCGUCUCUUUCCUCUUACUAGCAGAAGAGCCAAGCCCGCGGUUCCAAUAGGAGGGUGUUAUAGACUCAUAGAUAUCCCGAUGAGCAAUUGCAUCAACAGUGGCAUCAGAAAAAUAUUCAUUCUAACACAGUUCAACUCUUUCUCCCUUAACCGCCACCUGUCUCGCACAUACAAUUUUGGUAAUGGCAUGAAUUUUGGAGACGGUUUUGUUGAGGUCUUGGCUGCCACUCAAACACCUGGAGAAGCAGGGAAGAAAUGGUUCCAAGGGACAGCUGAUGCUGUGAGGCAAUUUAUAUGGGUUUUUGAGGAUGCUAAGAACAAGAAUGUUGAGAAUAUAUUGAUACUUUCUGGCGAUCAUCUUUACCGAAUGGACUAUAUGGACUUUGUACAGAAACACAUUGACACAAAUGCUGAUAUCACAGUUUCAUGUGUACCCAUGGAUGACAGCCGUGCAUCGGACUAUGGGCUGAUGAAAAUUGAUAAAACAGGACGGGUUAUACAGUUUGCAGAAAAACCUAAGGGAUCAUAUCUGAAAGCAAUGCAUGUUGACACAACUCUCCUUGGAUUAUCUCCAGAAGAAGCAAAGGAACAUCCUUAUAUUGCAUCCAUGGGUGUCUACGUGUUUAGAACUGAGACCCUGCUGAAACUAUUAAGAUGGAGCUAUUCUUCCUGCAAUGACUUUGGAUCUGAAAUUAUCCCAUCUGCUGUGAGCGAGCACAAUGUCCAGGCAUAUUUGUUCAAUGACUACUGGGAAGAUAUUGGAACUAUUAAGUCCUUCUUUGAUGCAAAUCUGGCCCUAACAGAACAGCCUCCAAAAUUUGAAUUCUAUGAUCCAAAGACACCUUUCUUCACUUCCCCAAGAUUCCUACCACCCACUAAAGUAGAAAAAUGCAAGAUUGUGGAUGCAAUUAUUUCUCACGGUUGCUUCCUGAGGGAGUGUAGUGUUCAACAUUCUAUUGUUGGGGUACGCUCACGUUUAGAGUCCGGUGUGGAGCUUCAGGAUACCAUGAUGAUGGGUGCUGACUACUAUCAAACUGAGUCUGAAAUUGCAUCUUUGCUGGCAGAAGGAAAGGUUCCUAUUGGUGUUGGAGAAAAUACCAAAAUCAGGAAUUGUAUAAUCGACAAGAAUGCCAAGAUAGGAAGAAAUGUGAUUAUUGCAAAUGCCGAUGGUGUGCAAGAAGCGGAUAGGCCCAAGGAAGGAUUCUACAUUAGGGCAGGCAUCACGGUUAUACUGAAGAAUGCUACAAUUAAAGAUGGAAAAGUUAUAUGAAGCACUUAACAUUAUCCAGCGGGUC
Gastrolobium bilobum is the source of this 1856-nucleotide messenger RNA. RefSeq names its product glucose-1-phosphate adenylyltransferase large subunit 2, chloroplastic. The transcript has 14 exons. NCBI's taxonomy places the organism in Eukaryota, Viridiplantae, Streptophyta, Magnoliopsida, Fabales, Fabaceae. The record is from RefSeq and is a predicted model, not a curated record. Bases 248 to 1831 code for a protein of 527 amino acids. Gene Ontology annotation, molecular function: glucose-1-phosphate adenylyltransferase activity. Gene Ontology annotation, biological process: glycogen biosynthetic process.